AAUCAUACCUGUUUUUUACCUGAGAAAUUGGUCACGUGACUGAUGACUAAGGGAAGCAACUGUUUUGAAAUGCAUAAGUAGGAAUAUGGCGAUGUGGAGAAGCAAAUUAAUACUUUUUAUUGUAUUCCAUGUCUCUUAUGCCCAAUACAGUGAAAGAGACAGAACACGAUAUCAAGACAGUGAUUGUUUACAAGGUACAGCCCUUGGUGUAAGUAGUAGGGGAGGUAAUAGAAUACCCAACAGUAAUUUCUGGGCAUCGUCUUCCAGCAGUGAUGUCAGACAGCCAUAUAAAGCCAGAUUAGAGGAUUCUACAGGUGCAUGGACUGCAAGUAUUUUAGAUACAAAUCAAUACCUAGGAAUAGAUCUUGGAGGAGAAUACAUCUUAACUGAUAUAUGGACUCAAGGUCGACAAGGGUCAGGGGAAUUUGUGACGGAAUUUUAUAUUGCAUUCUCCAGUGACAAAACAACAUGGCGAGAGUAUACAAAUGAAUAUGGUAUACGACAGAUGUUUGGUGGGAAUACAAACUCUGACAUGAUUUCUAAGAACUACCUGAAAUAUCCAGUGGUUGCUAGAUAUAUAAUGAUCCAUCCACAGAGAUGGGUUGGUGUAAUUUCAAUGAGAUUAGAACUGUUUGGUUGUAAAUACACCUCUGAAGUAGCAACCUUUGAUGGAAAGUCCAGUAUUAGCUAUGAUUUAUCAGUUGGUAACACUGGUCCCAUGCCUUCUAAUAAUAUCAAAUUAAGAUUUAAAACUAAAGAGCAGAACGGUGUCCUGUUUUAUGCCUCUGGGAAUCAGCGAGAUUACCUGUCAUUAGAGCUUGUACAGGGAAGACUUGUGCUCCAUAUUGAUUUAGGAUCUACCGCAAAUAACCCUGGCGCCACUAAUCAGACUGGUGGUAAUCUCCUUGACGACAGCCAAUGGCAUGAUGUGAUUAUAUGGAGAAAUCGUACUGAUGUUCGACUGGUUGUUGAUAGGCUGGAAACUUAUUUUAAGACCAAUGGUCUUUUCUACAGAUUAAAUUUAGACAGAACGAUUUUCCUAGGAGGAGUUCCUACAUUUAAUGUUGAAGGUAUUACAGUACGUCAUAAUUUUACUGGUUGCCUGGAAAAUGUUGUAUUUGAAGGAAGUAAGAUGAUCAGUGAUGCUAAGAACAGGAUACCAGGUUACACAGUUGGUAACAGUCAGAUAGCAACCAUGUUUUCUUGUAAGAUUGAUGCACCAUCACCAGCUACAUUCCCUUCCAUUGGAUCCUAUGUGAAAUACACAAGUACGGAAAUAGGAUUGGCUGUUAGAAUUAACUUUGAUUUCCGUACACAUGAUCCUGAUGGAAUACUAUUUUUCCAUCAGCUAGAGAAAGACAAAGGUGGUGGAUUUAUACAGGUUGAAUUCUUGAAAGGAAAAACUGGUUUUGUUCAAUACAAGUUACAGACCUCGGACCAAGAAUCUUCUGCAGACACAAUAGAAGAUGUUGUAAGAAACACUGCUGGAGAUCUAACCAGUGGAUUUGCUGAUGGAUUGUGGCACAAGUUCUCACUUCUACUUAAUAAUGAGAAACUAAAUGUAACAAUAGACAGAAAUUCUAAAGUCUCUAUUAGAACUAUGGCUAUUCAGGCUGGGUCUACAUACUAUUUAGGUGGAGUUGGCUCUAUAAGUAUUAAAGGAGGUUACAUUUUUGGUAAUGGAUUUAGAGGCUGCAUGAGGAGUGUUACCAUAUCAUCACAACCUGUUGAUUUUGCUGCUAUCUCAGAAGUUGACAGACCAUCUGUUUUGACAGGAAGUUGUGGAUUGGUUGACAGAUGUACCCCCAACCCAUGUGAACAUUAUGGUGUAUGUACACAGACAUGGGAUAGUUUUGUAUGUGACUGCAGUAAUACAGGAUACAAAGGAGAAGUGUGUCAUGUCUCUGCAUAUUAUUUAUCCUGUGAAAUGUUUAAGAUGUACAGUAAUGACGAAGGAUUAGUUAAUACACAGAUUGAUCCAGAUGGUUCCGGUCCAAUGCCUCCUUUCCCUGUAGGAUGUGAUGGAAAAAAGGAAAGAGGAAAAAUAGUGAAAACAGUGGUCUACCAUGAUGCCAUGGAGCAAAUUACAGUCGAUGGCUUCCAAUCGCCAAACUUUUAUAAGAAGGUCAUACAGUAUUCUGGUGAUAUUGAAUCUCUGACAAAUAUUAUUGAACGAUCAGCAUCAUGUUACCAGAACUUAGAAUAUAGAUGUAACAAUUCUAGACUUCUUGGGGAAGCAACGACAAAUGCUGAUUAUUUUGCAUGGUGGGUAGGAAGGACCAACCAGCCCAUGUAUUAUUGGGGAGGUGCUGCCCCAGGGUCAAACAAAUGUUUCUGUGGUCUGCAGGAGAAAGGCUGCACUGGUGGAAAAUCAACAUGCAACUGUGAUGCUGGGACAAAUAAUGAGUUUGAUGGUGGAAAUAUUGUACACAAGGAUUAUCUCCCCAUUAUGGAGUUAUAUUUUGGCGAUACUGGUACUAUUGGUGAUGAUAAGAUUGGCAAAUAUAAAGUCGGAGAAUUAGUUUGUGAGGGAGAUUCUGUGUUGGACAGUAUUGUAACAUUCCGUAAGGCUGAUGCAACCAUUAAGAUCGACACAUGGGAAGCCGAUCCUGCAGGGGAUAUCUGGUUCCAGUUUAAGACUACAGCCACUGAUGGAACUAUCCUACAUAACAUUGGGGAUCCAGAUUACAUCAAGGUUGCCUUGUUCAAUGGUGACACAAUACAGUUCAGUUAUGACACAGGAAAUGGUGCAAAGGUUGUUGAUUUCAAGACAACAAAUGCCCUCAACGAUGACCAGUGGCAUACAGUUCAUGUGGAAAAGAACAGGAAACAGGCAUGGUUACGUGUGGACAAUUUUCCAGAAAAAUAUAUAACAGAAUCGUCUGACGAAAUGUCUAGAACUCUUGAUCUAAAGGAAGGACUUGUCAUAGGUGCCACUGUUGAAUUCAAAGCCGGAUAUGUUGGAUGCUUAAGAGGCUUGAGAGUAAAUGGUGUUUUAGUGGACCUAAGGGGCUUGAUCUCACGUGGACAGGUAUCUUAUGGUGUAACUGAGGGAUGUAUUGGUAAAUGUAGCAGUAAUCCUUGCUUUAAUGGUGGUACAUGUAUAGAGGGAUACUCUGGCUACACAUGUGACUGUUCCUACACACCAUGGAGAGGAUGGAUGUGUGGGAGAGAGGUUGGUGUGAAUUUACAGAAACAUUUUAUGAUUAGAUAUGAGUUUGAUAAAAGUCAAGGUCUUUCAACAACUGACUUCAAAGAUGUGAAAGUGGGUUUCACUACUAAGACAAAACAGGGAAUUCUGAUGCAGAUCCAGUCACCCAAUGGAGAAUACAUAUCCUUAGAACUCAACAAUGCUGGUGGUGUGAAAUUUGUGGUUAAUGUUGGUGAAGCUCAAAGAUUUGAAAUGAACACAAAGAAUGAUGGUAUAGAUUAUACCAAUAACCAACAGCAUGUAGCUCAUUUAUGGAGAACAGGUGAAAACAGUGAAUUCCUCAACUUACAGGUUGAUGAUUAUCAAAUUGCUUUUGAUAAGCUGGGAGAUAUUGGAGAUCAGAUUCUGGAUGAUCCUAAAUAUUUAUUCAUUGGCAAUAAUGAUACAUCAAAUGCAGAGAGAGGAUUUGAAGGUUGUAUUUACAGAAUGUCAAUAGAUAAUAUUUUCCCUUUGAAGAGAGCUUUCCAGGAUCCCAGACCUUCCUACAUGUGGUUGUAUCCUAACAAUACAAUUCGAGAAGAUAUGUGUGGUUUUGAGGAAGUGACAGUAAUUCCCGAUCCUAUUGAGAUUCGUCCAGGAAGUGGAGGAACGUUAGUCAAUAUCACAUACCCAUAUGUAGAAGAUACCUCAGCUAGAGAUAAAGCUAUUACUGGAGGUGUAUUAGCAGUUGUAUUUUUAAUCAUCAUUGUGUGCAUUAUAAUAGCUGUGAUGUAUUUCCGUGAAAAGGGAGAUUAUUCAACCAAAGAAGCCACUGGACAAGAUUUUGUGGAUAAUCCUGAUGCAGCUCUCGUCAUUAACUCUACUGGGGUACCAGACAUUGGUAAAAGACAAGAAUGGUUCAUGUAGAACAACAUCGAUGUCAUUUUCUUAAAAUGUGAUAUAAAAUCCAUUUUUUUUCAUUUUUGAUUUGGUUAGCAAUAUAUUUUGAAUUUUGAUACUAGCAUUUAAGGUUAUUAUAAUUUAAAUUCAUUUGCUAUAUAAAUAUUAAUUAUGUUUUAAAGUAGUAAAAUUAUAUUUAAACUGAUUUUUUUUUCUUCUUGACUAGUUAAAUUUAUAUUCUAAUUUAAGUUGAUACAAAUUAAGAAAGUAUAUCUAGAAUAUUUUUUAAUCAUUUGACAUCAUUUUUCAUUUAAUUACAUGUAUAUCAAAAGUGCUUUGUAAAUAUCAUAAUCAUGCUGAUGUAAAUAAUUUUGUAUACUAUUGUAAAUUAAAUCAAAAAGGAUUCUUCAUCUGAAGCAUGUUUCAUUUUGGUCCAUUUCAGAUCUGAUAUUGUAAAUUUUACAUAUGUUUUUUUUGUAAAGCUUGAAUAUUAUUACUCAUGAACAAGAUAUUUGAUUUCCAAAACUGAUACAUUUAUCAAUCAUUUUUUUUCAGAUAUGUUUAAUUUUUUCUCCAAAGAAAGUAAAAGUGAAAUAAAAUCAGUCACAUCGAAAUAUUUUUUAAGGUUACAACAAAAUUAUACAUAUUUUUAUUUGGCUUAAGUGAACUUUUCUGCAUUUCAAAAAGCACAAGUUUCAGUUUUAUUUAUAAUACAUUCCAGAAAUUGUUUAUAUUAAUGUAUAAAAUAUGUAGAUAUUAUUUUUAUAACAAAGGUUGUAUGUAUCAUAGGUCAGAUUAGUUCUUUUUUAAUUAAUCGAAGGAAUGCCAAGUUUUUAUAAUUUGAUACCUAAAAAAUUAUAUACCUCAAAAUGUUUAUAAUUAUAACUGACAUUAAGCAGUGUUUGAUAAUUGAAUAUUUUGAUUGUUAAUUUAUAAAAUUUUGUUGAUUUCAAAUGACUAAAUGCAAGUGGUGUGCCAUUUGAUGUGUUUAGCGGGUGCUAGUGACACAGUCUACUUAUUAAUAAAGCAUAUCAUUUUAAAUAGGGAGAACAAGUUUCAUUACCCCUAAAAACCAUGACAUUUCACACAAAGUACAAGGAAAUAACAAAAUUUUGGUUAUCCUUAAAUUAAGUUUGCAAAUAUUGUAAUUAUUCAAAAAAGUAUGUUGGGUAAAAUGGAAAAAAUUGUACUCCAAGGAUACAUUAAUUUCUUUUCUUUCUUUUUUCUCAAAAGUGUCACUUGGUAGCUUUGGUUUUGGGUUAGCCUAAAUGAAGUGGCAUAAAUAAAAUGUUUUUGUUCUUGCUUACUGACACUAUAUAUCACACGCUCAAAAAAGGAAAUGGGAAAAGGGGGGGGGGAAUCCAUUAGCAUUUUACACUACAUCACAGCUAUUAAUGGAACAGCAAAGUAGAUUCCUUUAAAAGGCUUUAAGUGUUUUAGUGAAUAUUUCUUUGGGUACCAUUAUUUCCAUAAAUAGUGUACCUGAAAACCCAUGGUUUUAUUUUUAGAUAAAAUAUAUACAUUAGUUACACAUAUCAUAUAUUUUACUUUGUACAUAUCAUUUUAAGGAAUUCAUUAUGUGGAGAAUCUAUUUGGAUGAUUUUUGCCAUUCCAUUUUAUAACAAUGAUAUAUUUUACAAUAAACUUUAUUGAUUCUAUAAA
This is a messenger RNA of Mytilus trossulus (common blue mussel), 5692 nucleotides long. RefSeq names its product neurexin-4-like. Bases 86 to 4057 code for a protein of 1323 amino acids. Lineage: Eukaryota; Metazoa; Mollusca; Bivalvia; Mytilida; Mytilidae. The record is from RefSeq and is a predicted model, not a curated record. The transcript is spliced from 25 exons.